AUGCCUCAAGGUGCCUCAUCAUAUAUGCCCGUGAUUGCACCUGAGACAGUUUUGGUUGCAUUUUCGUCCUUCGUAACCGAUCUAAACCACAACCGUGACGGAGAAAUAGGUGACACUCUAGCCUUCGGUGAGCUUGCUAAUGUGAUGGCCAGUACUCCUGUUAUGGUCCCAAUUUUCGGAGAGGGUGGAGCAUCAUGGUUUACCGGGAGUACCUAUGGGAUUUAUGGCCAAAGAUACACAAGAUACAGAGCUCUAGCUAAGUUCCAAGUUGGUCAGCAGUUUCAUGAUAAAGAGGAGGUCGUCUUAAGCUUGAAGACUUAUAGCAUCCGCUGUGGGAUUGAAUACAAAGUGUUGGAAUCUGACCAUCGCAAGAACUAUGGAAAGUGUAAGGAGUUUGGCAACGAGUGCACAUGGUUGAUUCGGAUAAGUCUUCAUCAGCGCAGAGGUAUUUGGGAGGUAAAACGGUACAACAGACCUCAUAUUUGUCUGACCACUUCGAUAUCUAGUGAUCACAGGAUGCUUGAUUAUCAUGUGAUAUCGGCUUUCAUCCUGCCUAUGAUUAGAGCUGAUGUUGCUGUGUCAAUCAAGAUCACGAUGCCAGGUAGUGUUGCAGUGUUGAGAACGAGUCUUGUGCGAGUUGGUGGGAAACUCAAUGAGUCAUCAACUUAUUUCCAUCGGCUUUUCUGGAUAUUCUCACCGUGUAUCGAGGCCUUCCAACAGUGUAAGUCGUUGGUUAGUGUCAACGGGACCCACUUGUAUGGCAAAUACGGGGGAGUACUGCUCGUUGCAAUUGCUCAGGCCGGCAAUUCUAAUAUCAUUCUUGUUGCAUUUGCACUUGUGGAGGGUGAGAAUGCAGAAUCGUGGUCAUUCUUUCUAACCUACCUUUGGCAACUCGUAAUGUCUCAGCUGGGUAUUCUAGUCAUAUCAGAUAGGCACAACGGGAUCAAGGCUACAUUGGAGGAUCUUGAUGGCGGUUGGCUUCCACUAAUGCAUACGGGGCAUUUUGUAUCUGACACGUGGCGAUGA
Messenger RNA from Arachis ipaensis, 1026 nucleotides. RefSeq lists its product as uncharacterized. NCBI's taxonomy places the organism in Eukaryota, Viridiplantae, Streptophyta, Magnoliopsida, Fabales, Fabaceae. The record is from RefSeq and is a predicted model, not a curated record.